Labrus mixtus (cuckoo wrasse) is the source of this 2515-nucleotide messenger RNA. RefSeq names its product transmembrane protein 209 (gene tmem209). The coding region runs from base 29 to 1705 and encodes 558 amino acids. NCBI's taxonomy places the organism in Eukaryota, Metazoa, Chordata, Actinopteri, Labriformes, Labridae. Gene Ontology annotation, cellular component: membrane. The transcript has 13 exons. The record is from RefSeq and is a predicted model, not a curated record.
CCUGUCUCAGCCUGGACCGUCUGAAACAAUGAUGACCCCGUCGACGGAGGGGAAGCCCAGCAUGAUAGACCGAGCUCUGAGGAUGAGGAGGGAGGAACAGGCUCGGCAGGUGGUCCUUGCCUGGGCUGUGCUAAACGUGUCUUUGGCUGGCAUGAUUUACACUGAAAUGUCAGGAAAACUGCUGAGUCGAUACUACAACAUCACAUACUGGCCUAUCUGGUACAUUGAACUGGUGCUAGCCUCCCUCUUUAGCCUCAAUGCUCUUUUCGACUUCUGGAAAUAUUUCAAGUACACAAUGGCUCCCUCCACCAUUGCUGUAUCGCCGGAGCAGCAUCGUCUCCUAGGUCUGAGAAACUCCACAAUUCAGGCCUCUCCUCCCCAAAAGCCGGAAAAAAAGGAGACUCCGGCUCCAGCCCAGUCGUCUCCUCUUCAGGGCCAAAGUGUGCUGAGUUUCAGCCCAUCGAGACCCGCCACCACCAGCCCCAAAUUCUCCCCAAGUUGCGUUCCUGGGUACAGCCCUCCUCUCAGCAACCCAACCACACCGAGCAGUGCAGGGGGACACUUUUCUCCCUCAGUGGCCUUUGGAAAGGUGUUGAACUACAGUCCCUCCCCAGGCUCUUCUCCUUAUCCCAGUAGCAUUGGACCAGCAGAAGGCUCCAGCUUGAGGGCUCGAUAUCGGACGUCCCCCUCAGUUUUUAAUUCCCCUGGCAGCAAGGAGGACUACAUGGAGGAUCUGAAAAGCCUGGAGAGGUUUCUCCGCACAGAGGAGGAAAAGAGCCACCGCAGCCAGAUGGGGAGUCCAGAGGCUGUGUCACCAAAUCACAGUCCAACAUUUUGGAACUACAACCGCUCAGUGGGAGAUUACGCCCAGAGUCUGAGGAAGUUCUUGUACCAGCCUGCCUGUCGUUCCCAGGCGCCAUCUGCCCACAAGGAUGAGACGGACCUGGGCUCCAAACAGGCCGCAGAGGAGGUGUGGGCCAGAAUCACAACCAGCCGCCCUGUAGUGGACCGCAUUGACAGCUGGACAGCCAAGCUGAGAAAUUGGAUCAGUGACACCAUCUUGGUCUCCCUGGUUAAGGAAAUAGAUUCUGUCAACAGCCAGCUCAGGAGGAUGGGCUGCCCUGAGCUCCAGAUAGGAGAGGCCAGCAUAAGCAGCUUGAAGCAGGCAGCCAUAAUGAAAGCCUCAUCGAUCCCCACCAUGAACUCUAUUGUUCAGUAUCUGGACAUCACUCCCAACCAGGAAUAUCUAGUGGACAGAGUAAAAGAGUUGGCCCACAGCGGCUGCAUGAGCUCCUUUCGCUGGAAUGGCGGUGGUGAUGUGAAAAACAGGAAGUGGGACACAGACCUCCCCACUGACUGCGCUAUCCUCAUGCAUGUGUUAUGUACAUACCUGGACUCCAGACUGCCCCCACACCCAAAGUACCCAGAUGGAAAGACUUUCACUUCCCAGCACUUCAGCCACACACCAGACAAACCUGAUGUAACCAAGGAGAGCCUGUUCUGCAUCCACCAAAGCAGCACCACCCCCCCUCACUACCAGCUCAUCUACCAGGGACAUAUCUACAGUCUGCCCAAGGGCAGGAACAACCUGUUCCACACAGUCCUCAUGUUCCUCUAUGUUAUUAAGACUAAGGAGUCAGGGAUGCUGGGGAGAGUCAAUCUUGGCCUUUCAGGGGUGAACAUCUUGUGGAUAUUUGAGGACUGAUGCGUCAUCUUUUACAAGCAACAGAAAUCUGCAGUUGGAUUUUUUUCUCCCACAAUGCACUGGUUGAAAUAUCCUUUCAAUUUAAGGACUGCUCUAUCAGGGGCAGGUCGAAAAAGGAGCACUUCACUUUAAAAGACAAAAUGUUCAUAUUUUUCGACAUUUUUACAACUUUUGGUGUACAAAUUUACAACAUUCUGUAUUGUCAUUGACUUUUUAUCAACACUUCAUGUGCGCCAAUGUGUGUGGUCAUGAUACAAUGCAGAACUGUAUUUUUUAACAUUGUGUGGGUGGUCUGGUUUUGUAUUCUGAGAAUGUACCAGCAUGGCAGCCUUGUACAUAAAAUACCUCGGCUUGAUCUGAUAGACAGUAAAGGGCUAAGACCCAUUUAGCAUGAAUGCACAUGCAGUAUGUGUGGACUUCUGUUCUUUUAGCUUCAGUGACAUUUUUGACUGGUGUGCUUUUUUUAUUUCUGCUACAUUAGGGAUGCUCCUGACAUGCUUGAAGUUAUCUACAAAAAGUACUUAGUCUGCAGUUGCAAUGAUUUAUUUUGUGCUAGGUUACAUUGCAACCUGAAUAUAUUCAGUGUUACAAAUUUUGAUAAAUGAUGGAUAAAAAAUAAAAGCCUUAAAAUCACCAAAGUCUUGUUUUGUGAAUAGAAUUUGUUGAAGGAAGGAGUUGUGAAUGUUGUUAAUCUUGAUCUCUUGAGUCAGUCAUUUGUUACAUGUCCAACAUUGUAUUUUUAUUGUUUGUGCGUGUUUUCAAUUAUGCCAUUUACUACUUAAAUAAAACAGAAAUGUUGAUUUCACUGCA